AAACAUGACUUUUCCAUGAAUCACCCCUUUUAUCGACUUGUCAGAAAGAACAUGAACUUCCCCACAUUUACUGUGUAAUGUGCACGGACCCAAACGCGUCUUCCGUCACGUCUGGCCUUCGAGAUCUCGACAUCACGCAUCAGCGCGGAAUCACACACACCCAACAUCCUCCAAAAUCUUCCGAAAUCUCUCUCAGGUGGCCUCACCCGAAAGCCCAACCACCAAAAUGCCCACCAUCCCCCUCCGCCUCUCCAGACCUCGCCCCUCCACACCCACCUCAACCCCGACAAACCCGCUCCCCUCGAUCCUGCACACCCCCUCCGGCCUCGCCCUCCUGGAACUCCAAGGCACCAUCCGCUUCCCUGCUCCCGAGCACGGUCCCUCCACUUCCUCUCCGCCGUCGAACCCUUCAUCCUCAACACCGCUCGCGCCCUCGACGUCGUCGACCCUCGUAGGCAAACUCGUCUUCCCGCUGUACAACCCCGACGUCAAUGGCGAGAAUGAUACAAAGUGGAUGAAGCGCGUCUAUUUCUAUGUAGGCGAGAAUCAGAGAUUGCAGGGGGAGGUGAGGAGGUUGGCGAAGCCGUUUGCGGUGAUUCGGAAGGUGGAGGGGCGGGAGGGGGUGGGGGAGGUGGAAGGGAAAGGGGAUGUGCUUAUGGGGGAUGGGGAUGCAGAUGGGGAGAAGGAAGUUGUGGAGGUGAGGGACGAGUUGGAGAUUGUGGAGAUUGUGAGGUUCAAGAUUGUGUUUUCUUCGCGGCCGGAGCCGGUUUCGGCGGGGGAGGGGUGAGCAGUCUAAGGUUGAAGAGGAGGAUACAAGUCGCCAGAUGGAGUGCGCAACCUAAGACUCGAAGCGGGUGAUCGUAGCGCC
This is a messenger RNA of Westerdykella ornata, 868 nucleotides long. RefSeq lists its product as uncharacterized. Lineage: Eukaryota; Fungi; Ascomycota; Dothideomycetes; Pleosporales; Sporormiaceae. Gene Ontology annotation, biological process: mitotic sister chromatid cohesion. The coding region runs from base 227 to 787 and encodes 186 amino acids. Gene Ontology annotation, cellular component: Ctf18 RFC-like complex. The transcript has a single exon. The record is from RefSeq and is a predicted model, not a curated record.